AUGGCUACGACGGCUCCCACCCCGGCUCCGGCGACCAUGACCCUGCCCGCCAUGGCGGUCCAGAAGGUGUCCUCCCCCAAGGCCGGCAACGACCGGAAGGUCGUCCCGGUCAUGGCCCCCGACGAGGCCGUCCAGGUCCCGGAGAUGCACGUGCUGGCGGUCGACGACAGCGUCGUCGACCGCGCAGUCAUCGCCAAGAUCCUCCGCAGCUCAAAGUACAGAGUGACCACGGUGGACUCUGCGACGCGCGCGCUGGAGCUCCUGGACCUGGGCCUGAUCACGGACGUCAACAUGAUCAUCACCGACUACUGGAUGCCGGGGAUGACCGGCUACGAGCUGCUCAAGCGCCUCAAGGGCUCCUCCGACCUCCGGGAGAUCCCCGUCGUCAUCAUGUCCUCCGAGAACGUGCCCACCCGCAUCACCCGCUGCCUCGAGGAGGGCGCCGAGGACUUCCUGCUCAAGCCCGUCCGGCCGUCGGACGUCUCACGACUCUGCAGCCGCAUGAUCAGAUGA
Messenger RNA from Lolium rigidum, 513 nucleotides. Its product is annotated as two-component response regulator ORR3-like. The coding region runs from base 1 to 513 and encodes 170 amino acids. The transcript is spliced from 2 exons. Lineage: Eukaryota; Viridiplantae; Streptophyta; Magnoliopsida; Poales; Poaceae. Gene Ontology annotation, biological process: cytokinin-activated signaling pathway; phosphorelay signal transduction system. The record is from RefSeq and is a predicted model, not a curated record.